AUGGUAGACAUUGCGUCAAUCGUCGUCGCAGUCAUCUCUCUCAUCGCCUCCGUGGCGGUGGCUGGAUUCAGUGCAUACCUGAACUACUCCACGGACAAGCGAAAAGCACGCCGGGAAGCCGAGCAUCUCCUGCAGAAAUAUCGUGAUCCCCUUCUGUUUGCCGCGGAGGACUUGCAGUCUCGCAUCUGGGGCAUCUUCGAGGCCGAUGUCCUCGAUUUUGCCGGGCGGUCCCCACAGCACGAUGACUCGCUGUAUAUUUACACCGCCUUUGUGCUGGGCCAAUUCUUUGCCUGGACGCACAUCCUCAGGCGCCAAGCGCAGCUGCUUCCGUUCUCUCUGGAAGAGGACAAGCGUCUGAGGGAGUUCAUUGAGGUUUUGCAUUCAAUCCAGGGUGUCAUGUUGAUCAGCCGAUAUGUCAAAGAGGAAGGCACAGCCUUCACUCUCUGGCGCGGCCACCAGAUGGCAAUUGGAGAGCUGAUGACAGAGGUGGGAGACAAUUCGGAGAAAAUGUGCAUGGGAUUCUACGACUUCACCAAAGCUUGGAAGGCCAGCCCAGGUGAUGCCCAGUAUGAUCCGCACUACUGGUUCAAACCGAUUGUCGAAGGGCUAAAGACCUUGACGGAGAAAGGGACAACGACGCCCACAGGGAAUAGACUCAGGCGUCUGCAGCACCUUCUGAUCGAUUUGAUCGAAGUAUUGGACCCGCAAAAGCAGCGGCUGCACAGCAAAGGAAUAUCGCGAUGUGGAGCGGCGCCACACUGCCCUUGCUCGAAGUGUCCCGGAGAGGUCGGGGUUCGUGAUACAACAGGCGCGAGGACAUCACCACACUCUCUCUGGAGCCGGAGAACGAGCGAAACAGUUUGA
Messenger RNA from Neoarthrinium moseri, 864 nucleotides. RefSeq lists its product as uncharacterized. The record is from RefSeq and is a predicted model, not a curated record. The transcript has a single exon. The coding region runs from base 1 to 864 and encodes 287 amino acids. Lineage: Eukaryota; Fungi; Ascomycota; Sordariomycetes; Amphisphaeriales; Apiosporaceae.